AUGCGACUUUCUGUUUUAAUAUCUAUCUAUCUAUCUAUCUAUCUAUCUAUCUAUCUAUCUAUCUAUCUCUCUAUCUGUUUGUCUUUCUGUCUAUCUCGUCUCAUGCAUAUCUAUCUCGAUUUGUUCAAGUCUGUCUAUCUCUUUAUCUGUCUAUCUUACUUUACACAUAUCUAUCUAUCUAUCUAUCUAUCCAUCUAUUUAAUCUGUUCAUAUUUAUUUGUAUAUUUUAAUCUGUUCAUAUCUAUCUAUCUAUCUAUCUAUCUAUCUAUCUAUCUAUCUAUCUAUUUAAGUCUUCUGUUCUUAUUUAUUUUAUAUUUUAAUCUGUUCAUAUCUAUCUAUCUAUCUAUCUAUCUAUCUAUCUAUCUAUUUAAGUCUGUUCUUAUUUAUUUGUAUAUUUUAAUCUGUUCAUAUCUAUCUAUCUAUCAAUCUCUUUUGUUCCAUAUCUAUCUGUCUGCCUCAAUUUCUACAUAUAUCUCUCUUUUUCUUUUUAUAUCUAUCUAUCUAUCUAUCUAUCUAUCUAUCUAUCUAUCUAAGUCUAUUCAUAUUUAUUUAUCUGUAUAUUUUAAUCUGUCCAUAUCUAUCUAUCUAUUUAAGUCUGUUCAUAUUUAUUUGUAUAUUUUAAUCUGUUCAUAUCUAUCUAUCUAUCUAUCUAUCUAUCUAUCAAUCUCUUUUGUUUUCUAUCUAUCUGUCUGCCUCAAUUUCUACAUAUAUCUCUCUUUUUCUUUUUAUAUCUAUCUAUCUAUCUAUCUAUCUAUCUAUCUAUCUAUCUAUCUAUCUCCUUCUGUUCCCAUCUAUCUAUCUAUCUAUCUAUCUAUCUAUCUAUCUAUCUAUCUAUCUAUCUAUCUAUCUCCUUCUGUUCCCAUCUAUCUAUCUAUCUAUCUAUCAGUUACUCACAAAUUAACCUCUGGCCUAUUAUCCGUUUCUUCUAAAUAA
This is a messenger RNA of Acanthosepion pharaonis, 933 nucleotides long. NCBI's taxonomy places the organism in Eukaryota, Metazoa, Mollusca, Cephalopoda, Sepiida, Sepiidae. The record is from the annotation of a GenBank genome assembly.